UAGUUUGAACAUAAAUACAAGCAGCUUCGGUGUCUAUUUCUCAGAAAUCAGGGGCUGUCAGAGAGGGAGGACGCUGUUCUGCAGCUCUCUGACACAAGCAACAACUAUGUGGCUUUAGUAGCAAGACUGAAUCAAAAUUUUACUCCACAAGGAACCCACCGAGUCACGUCCAGGCGGUGUUUCGGAUCGUACGUUUGGAAAUGUUCUGGGUUAGCUUGAUGUUUGGACCGUCUUGCUAAUUGGCUUUCUCUCCGACCCGAAAUUCAAACCAAAUCUUCCACUAAGCAGUAAAACGUCUGCAGGAUUUAACCAAAUUGGACAGCCAGAAAAACAAAACAAAAAUGGAGUCGGUUAAUGUUUUUGACAACAACAGUCCUGACAAAUCCGUUUUGAAAAGUAGGCCCGACGGGAUCCCCGGGCUUUCCUUGCUCUCCUUGCCCGAGCUGAGUACAAAGACAACGCACUGCAGGGAUCUGUUCUCCCCUGGACCCGCGACUGUCCUGUCUCCUGUCACCAAUUUGGCUCUGGACAUGAACAAUUUAGCUGGACUGGGAAGCCUAUGUGAUACACCGAAAAGGAGAAAGCAUGCACCCCUUGAGAAGGUUCCCUCCUUUGCCUCUGACGUCUCAUCUGAUGCUGGCCUCGGCAUGGAUCUCCCAAGCCCCAUGGAUGCCGUUGAAAUUGAGGACACAUUUGAAAGAGCCAUUCAACAGUCAAGCAGAGUUGUCAACGAUAAGAUGCCAAUUCGAAGAAUCAACUCAUUGCCACUCCACCUGCUGUGUUACAGCCCGUCUCUGAAGGGACAGGAAACAGAUUCUCACCGCUACGGAAUAUUUGGCCAGCAACCCUCCCAGACAACCGCCUCCUCCACAUCUCAGUGUGACAACAAGGAGAACAUGCCGGAGGAGGGUUUUGAAUUCAAGAAACCAACCAAGCCGGUGUCGCGGAGUCGUGUGCGCUCCUUCAACAGUGGACAGUCAAAGGACGCAUUUGCCCACCGUCCCAGCUCUGCACCAGCACUCAUGCUGUCUUCACCUCCUCCAGUGCAGCAGCUCGAGUUCUACGACUCCAGCCCCAUGUUCCUGAGACGUUCCUCCCUCACCACCUCUCUAAACGACGACGACGAUGACGGCUUCCUGGACGUACUCGACGACAACAUGGAGAACGACUCUGAGAUGCCGAUGGGAAUGGCCAGCUUGCUCACUGCUCCGCUGGUGGCCGACAGUAUAGCAGAAGACUCUCCAGUCAUCCGCUGCCGGCCGCGGAGCCUGUUUCGCUCGCCGUCCAUGCCCAGUCCGGUGUCCCGCCCCUCCAUGAAGCGUCCCGACCACCCUGGAGAUGAAAACACACCUGUCAGAGUGAAGAGACGACGCAGCCUGGCAGGAACACAGGUCACCACCACGGAACAAGAUCCUGAAUCCCCAAGGAUGGGCUGUUCACUGCUCCAGAGGUCCAAGUCCUUCUGUCAGACUGAGAUUGAGAAGCUGCUGGACGGCGAGGAUGCUUCUCACGAGCUAAUAGGAGAUUACACCAAGCCUUUCGUACUACCAACAGUGGAGGGCAAACAUCAAGACCUCAAGUACAUUACCUCAGACGUGAUGGUGGCAGCUCUGACUGGACAGUUUAAUCAUCUAGUUGAGCAAGUCAUUGUCAUCGACUGCCGCUACCCCUACGAGUUUGAGGGAGGACACAUCAAGGGCGCUCUGAACCUGCACCAGGAGGAUCAGGUGCAGGACUUCCUCCUCAAGACCCCCAUCACGCCGUCCUGCCCGGAGAAACGGAUCGUCAUCAUCUUCCACUGCGAGUUCUCGUCGGAGCGCGGCCCUCGAAUGUGCCGCUUUGUCAGGGAGCGAGACCGCGCCAUGAACGUUUAUCCCAAACUCCACUACCCAGAGCUCUACAUCCUAAAGGGUGGAUACAAAGACUUCUUCCCUCAUUUCCAGUCACAAUGUGAACCUCAGUCCUACCGGCCCAUGCACCACGAGGACUUCAAGGAGGACCUGAGGAAGUUUCGCCUCAAGAGUCGCACCUGGGCCGGGGAGCGCAGCAAGAGAGACAUGUACAGCCGUCUGAAGAAGCUGUGAGCUCGACCCUGCCUCUUCCUCUCGAAACUGCCUCUAAAACACACACACUGCCUCCCCCCCCUCCCCGAACACACUGAUUUAAAACCUCCUCACAGAGCCUGAGGCCUCGCCCCGCCGACGAGGAAAUACCUUGUGGGACUUUGCCAGCAAUAGGGGUUUGUUUUUUUUUUUUUAAAGUCCCCGUGAUUCAUUUAACUAUAGCAAAGUUGGAUAUUUAUUCAAAUUUAAAGAGGGAAAGACGUGAAAUGAUGAAGCCUUGACUGUCGAUGAGGUGCAGUGAACAGAUCUGUAGCAAUAUGAUCGUUUUAAAACCACUUGGACCUACUGCCUGUUUUACCUUUUUUGUAUUAUUAUGCGGCACAAAAUCACUGCCAGAUUGCAAAAGAACAUCGUCAAACCACACUGCCAAGUCUGAAGUUUGUCUUUCAGUCUCCUCACUGGGUGUUUUUUUUUGUUAUUUUGUCAUUUCCAAUCUUUUUAUUUAAGCACUUAAUUUAAAUACCUUGAAAUGGUGAGGUGCUUUUUUUUUCUUUUUUUUUGAUACUGCUUUUUAUAUAACUUUUAAUUAACUGAGUUGACCCCUGUUUAAACUUUGUGAUUUGUUAAAAGCUUGCCUUUCUCUAGGCUGCCCAAAUUGUAAAUAGGAUAUUUUAAAGACAUCUUGUAAAAGUGUGGGAUUGAUGUGAGUUUUUCUUCCUGAUCAGUUGCAAUACUUGGUAACUUGUUUUUAAUUUUAUUUUGGAUCAGAAGAUGCCAAAGCAAACAAACUACCUGUUAACUUUGCAGUGAGAUUUUUCGAAUGCUGCAGGUCAGCAAGUGAGGUGAUUUUUGAUUUUUUUUUUUUUUUUUUUGUUUGUUUUGUUUUGCUUUGAAUCCCUUCAUUUUCAGAGAUAAAAUGUCUUCCCUUGUCUGUCUAUAAUGAAUGGGGUGGUUUGAAUUUUGCUACAGGCUCGUGGGGGAGCUGAUGAAAUAAAGAUCCAAUGUGCGUUUAAA
Messenger RNA from Thunnus maccoyii (southern bluefin tuna), 3077 nucleotides. It is a transcript of the gene cdc25b, whose product is annotated as cell division cycle 25B. The transcript is spliced from 15 exons. Gene Ontology annotation, cellular component: cytoplasm; nucleus. Gene Ontology annotation, biological process: G2/M transition of mitotic cell cycle; positive regulation of G2/MI transition of meiotic cell cycle; protein dephosphorylation. The coding region runs from base 342 to 2084 and encodes 580 amino acids. The record is from RefSeq and is a predicted model, not a curated record. Gene Ontology annotation, molecular function: protein tyrosine phosphatase activity. NCBI's taxonomy places the organism in Eukaryota, Metazoa, Chordata, Actinopteri, Scombriformes, Scombridae.